CUUUGACAUCUCUUUUACCAUAACACCAUCAUGCCUCCUUUCCGUUUUAACAUUCCUUUCUUCUCUUACGGCUCUCCUUCUCGUCCCUCUUCAGGGACUUCUUCUCCAUCACCACCACCAACUCCUCCUCCAACUUCACGCCCUCCUUUUCGUCCCGGUGGCAUUGCUCAGCCGUCAAAGCCAGCCACGUCACUAGAAACAAAGCCAAAGGUGUCACCUUCGCUUUCUAGGGCUAAAAGCAAUGUUGCUGCCACUGCAGCUUCUUCUUCUUCUGCGUCUCAGUUGCCUUCUCGCGGUGCAGCCACGCCCUCUCGGUUGGCGAAACAGAGUAACCAUUCUGAUUCUCCGGCGAAGAAACCUGAGAGGGCAGAGGAGCAAAAGGUGGCGAUGAAAGAUCAGCCAUCGAGAGAAGUUAAAAAAGAAGCUGGUGAGAAUAGCAAUCCGGUAGUAGAGAAGCCUCAGGGUGCACGUUCAGAACAAAAAGAAGCAAAAGAAGCUCAAGAGCAGAGGAAAAUGAGAGAAGUAGAGAAGCUUGCGGUGGUAGAUAAAGAUUCAAAAACAGCUCAGAAGAGUAAAGAAACCGAGAAACUUGCACUGGAAGAAAAGAAGAAAGGUCUUCAAAACAACAUUGAAGAGAAAACAAAAACAGCUCAAAAAACAGAGAAACUUGCGGUGGAAGAAAAGAAGAAAGGUCUUCAAAAGGACAUGGAAGAGAAAACAAAACGAGCUCAAGAAACAGAGAGACUUGCGGUGGAAGCAAAGAAGAAAGGUCUUCAAAAGAGCAUUGAAGAGAAAACAAAAACAGCUCAAGAAACAGAGAGACUUGCGGUGGAAGCAAAGAAGAAAGGUCUUCAAAAGAGCAUUGAAGAGAAAACAAAAACAGCUCAAGAAACAGAGAAACUUGCGGUGGAAGAAAAGAAGAAAGUUCUUCAAAACGACAUGAACGAGACUUCAAUGACAUCUCAGGAACAGCUGAGGCCUAAGGAAACCGAGCAGAAGAGAAAUGAAACAGAGAAACUUGCCUCGGAAGAAAAGAAAGCAGGUCAAGAACAACAGAAGAUAAAAGCAACAGAGAAACUUGCGGCGGAAGAAAGACAAACAUCUCUUAAAACGGUGGGUACAGAAGACGCAACGCAAAGCAAAACAACACAACAUAUCACCGCAGCAUCAGAAUCCUCGAGAGGGUCGAAGGAUCUACCAAUCAGAAACACUCAAAACAGAAUAGAGAAUCACACCGAUGAAAAUAAUCAAAAUUCCAAAGAAGGAUCAUCGUCAAUGAGCAGAAAGAUCAAAGAAGACAUCAGAGACGGACUCAGCAAGCUUACUUGGGGGAAAAGCAACGGUGACAACGAGAAAUCCGUGAGUGUCUAUACCCUAACAGGGGAAAACAGAGGAGCCACAAUGGCAAUAGGUUCAGGAAAAGACAAGAAAGAUGGUGAGGUUCAUAUUCGCCGUGGAUAUAAAUCUAAUCCAGACGAGAGCCCUGAGACCACAGCUACGGAAACAGAAGGAGGAACAAAACCUAACCCUAAAGACGAAAAAGAAGACGCUAGGGUUAGGGCAUACGUAAACGGAAACAGUCAAGGGGUUAACAACUCGAUUAUAUGCGAUAGUUCAGUGCAACAGAAUGAUCCAGGAAUUCAUAUGAAUAUGAAGUUUGAAAAAUCUAAUAAGAAGGAUGAAACUAUUAUUAGUCCACCGGAGAAUGUGGUGGAGAAAAAACCGGUGAUGGAGAAGAUGAAGUAUGAGCCGAGGGUGAGGAGGAGAUGCUUGAGAGGGUUACUUGCAGAGUCGAGUGAGUCGGAUCCGGGGAAUCCUUCCAAGCCUAGGAGACAUGGUUGCCGGUUUACCUGUAAAGACAAAGAUAUAGAGAACACUUAAUUAUGUAAUAAUUUUUAAGAAAUAUGUAAAUGUUUAAUUAUGUAAAAUUGUAAAAUGCUCCAUUUGAUCAUUGGCAAAAGGACACAACAGAACAUGGAGUAUGAUUUGUGCAUAUGUUGUUGUUUAUUCAAUGAAUCGCAC
Eruca vesicaria subsp. sativa (arugula) is the source of this 2022-nucleotide messenger RNA. The record is from the annotation of a GenBank genome assembly. Lineage: Eukaryota; Viridiplantae; Streptophyta; Magnoliopsida; Brassicales; Brassicaceae.